Messenger RNA from Eublepharis macularius, 711 nucleotides. Its product is annotated as interleukin-36 receptor antagonist protein-like. Gene Ontology annotation, molecular function: interleukin-1 receptor binding; cytokine activity. The transcript is spliced from 5 exons. The record is from RefSeq and is a predicted model, not a curated record. Lineage: Eukaryota; Metazoa; Chordata; Lepidosauria; Squamata; Eublepharidae. Gene Ontology annotation, biological process: cytokine-mediated signaling pathway; positive regulation of gene expression; inflammatory response to antigenic stimulus. Bases 172 to 711 code for a protein of 179 amino acids.
AGCAACAGAAAGCAAAGGGAAAACAGAACGCGGAUCUGCAACCUAAGGCACAAGACUAGCAGUUGAGCCCAGUUCCUUCUAGGAUUCUAGCUGUGAUUGCAGAAGUAACGGCUAACACAAAGCUCAAACAAUUCUAGAGAAGGACUGAAGAAAGUGGGAGAGGCUGUAGAAAUGGAGCCCCAGAAGAUGAAUGUGGACCUGGAAUUGGCUGACUUAUUCCUUCACAACAAGCAAGAACAUCAAAAAGUAGAAUCACCCUGGUGCAUCAAAAUUCGGGAUAUAAACCAGAAAACCAUCAUCUUGGUGAACAACAGACUGGUGGCAACCCCUAAAAAUUCCAUUCUACCAGAGCACAUCAUGACUUUACUCCCAAAUCCUAUCCUAGAUUCAAAAAAACGGCCUGUCUUUAUGGGCCUCAACAAUAGAUCACACAUUCUAUCCUGCGUGAAAUCUGGUGAGGAUCUACCGCGACUAAAGCUAGUGAGAGGAGAUAUUAUGGACCUUUAUAAGAAGAACGAGGAAUCCAUGGAGUUCACUUUCUACAUCCAGGCCAAAGGCAGUGAAAUAACUUGCUGCUUUGAAUCAGCAGCUUAUCCCGGGUGGUUCCUGAGCACUUCUCCUGAGUCAAACAGGCCACUUGGUUUAAGCCAGCGAGGAGGUUCAGAUAUCAUUCUCUUUUACUUUGAAAGAAAGAUGGGUUCUUCUGAGUAG